UUUAUUUCCACCACCGAGUAAUCUCUUAACUCUAGUAAACACACAUUUGCACUUCCUACACUUUCACACUUUUGAAAAUGGCUAAGGCAAUUACAUCAUCCAUUGCUCUUCUCCUUACUUUGAACCUUCUCUUCUUCACAAUGGUUACUUCAACUUACAUCCCAUGUCCACCAAAGAAUCAACACAAGAACCCCCCAUCAAUAUCCAAGGGUUACCAUAAGUGCCCAAAGGACACAUUAAAAUUAAAGGUGUGUGCCAAUUUGUUGAAUGACUUGGUGCAUGUUGUUGUUGGAACCCCAUUAUUGUCAUCAAAGAGUUCAUGCUGCACUCUCAUUGAGAAUCUUGCGGAUGUUGAUGCUGCUGUUUGCCUUUGCACUUCCAUUAAAGCUAAUGUGUUGGGAACUCACCUUAAUGCUGCUAUUUCACUCAGCUUGUUGCUCAACAACUGUGGAAAGACUGCCCCUAAAGGUUUCAAAUGCGCAUGAAUCAAACCAUUUCUAUGUUUUCGUUCAUUGUCUUGAACUUCUUUUCGUUGGAUUUAAGUUAUUUAUACUGACAGUGUAAAGAUUUUUUACACUAACAGUAUUGUGUAUGUUUUUUGUGUAUGUUUUUAUGCAUGUUUGCUUGUUUUAUCAGAAAAUAUGUGGAUUUAUUUUUA
Molecule: messenger RNA, 658 nt
Organism: Capsicum annuum
Lineage: Eukaryota; Viridiplantae; Streptophyta; Magnoliopsida; Solanales; Solanaceae
Product: 14 kDa proline-rich protein DC2.15
Exons: 1
Coding region: 78-485 (135 amino acids)
Source: RefSeq, a predicted model, not a curated record